GUUGUGAACUCAAGUGCCCCUCCCAAUCCCAUGAAACGGCCGGAUUUCUACUUGCCUAUAUAACUUGAGAAAUUCUCUUCUCCAAUUACCUCUCAAAUUAACAUCAAGAUUCAACACACACAUUUUCAAGAAACAGAGACUCUCGACUCCUUGAAAUGGCAUCCUCCAAGCUCAGAAGUUCCUCCUGCUCUUUCCUCAAUCUCCUCCUCUCCUUCUUCAACUUCAUCCUCUUCCUUCUCUCCGCCGCCUCUUUCGCCCCCAUCCUCCUCCUCAAAAACCCCCCGACUUCUCUCGGUUGGGCGUUUCUCUUGAUCUCUUCCCUCUCCCUCCUCUCCUCCUUCACCGGCUUCUACUCUCACUUCUGCUGCAUAACCCACGUCUCCCUCCUCCUCGCCUCCUCCGCCGCCCAGCUCCUCGGCAUCUUAGCCCUCUUCACCAAGGAGAAAUCCAGCCUCUCCAUGCUGAAAUCGCCCAGGGAUCCCAGAGAAGCCAAGCUUCUCGUCAGGCUGGAGUGUGGGGUUCUCAUGGCCAUGUUCGUCAUGCAAUUGGCGGUUGCGCUGCUGUGUUGCGUCGUGCACAGCUGUUGGGUGAGGGAGUACCGAGGGCUGGAGGCGGAGCGGGACGCGACGGCGGAGAAACGGCGGCGGAAGAUUGCGAGGGUGCAGGAGGAAUCGAUGGCUAAUGCAGCGAGAAUUGCGGAAGUGAGAGGGAUGGAGUUGGAGGAGAAGAUGAAGAGCAAGUAUGGAGCAUGGGGGAAGAAUGAUGUUGAAGGCUGAUAAAUCAGUCUUAGCAAUUAUGAAUACAGCUUGCUUGCUGUUUAUGAUGA
Molecule: messenger RNA, 826 nt
Organism: Sesamum indicum (sesame)
Lineage: Eukaryota; Viridiplantae; Streptophyta; Magnoliopsida; Lamiales; Pedaliaceae
Product: Putative membrane lipoprotein
Source: RefSeq, a predicted model, not a curated record